Amoebophrya sp. A25 is the source of this 390-nucleotide messenger RNA. The record is from the annotation of a GenBank genome assembly. Lineage: Eukaryota; Dinophyceae; Syndiniales; Amoebophryaceae.
CUGGGCCAACAACGAGUAUUAUGAACAAUGGUGGCUGUUGAUGCUGAUUCAUAUAUACGAGGUAGAAAUCGUGGUCCCUAGAAAUUAAGGCGCACGUGGGUUCGAGUGACAAGACAGGUCGUCUUGAGGCAGAGUUCUACAACUAGGAUGAGUGACCACGCUCCUUACGGAGAUACUCAACGCACUAGAGCUGAGCAACAUCAGUAAAAGUGCUUGUCCUUUUAUAAAUAUCUUUUCCCCUCUAACCAUUCUCCCAGCACAACGAGCACGACCAACGUUGUUUCGCCGAAAGGUUGUGCGGUUAUUUUACAGGCCUACGCCAAGCUAGGACGAGCUCACAAGGGUCUCUUCCUGCGUAUAUUAAGGCUCCCACAAUAAAGAUAAACCAUC